AUGAAUUUCCAACAAUCAGAGCAAGAGGUGCUACUGGAAGAAACAGAAGCCACAUUUUCUCAACUGAGCCAACAAUCAUUACUCUCACUCACCAUUGAUGAGUUCUAUGGCAAGAACGGAAGGAGCUUAGGGUCCAUGAGCAUGGAUGAGUUCAUAGCCAGCAUUUGGAACACAGAUGGCAUCCAAGUUAACCCACCACCAGUAGCCACCUAUGAUGAAGCUGCAAGGAACAAAAGCGUUGCACCAGAACCCAUCAUUCUCCCGCCAGCUCCAUUCUCUGUCCCUUCCCCAAUUUGCAAGAAAACUGUGGAUGAAGUUUGGUCUGAGAUCCACAAAAGCCAACCAAUAUACAAUGAAGGUAAUAGCCUUGGCAGGAAUGAAACACUCCAAAAGCAACCCACACUUGGAGAGAUGACUUUGGAGGAAUUCCUAGUGAAAGCUGGGGUUGUCCGAGAAUCAUCAUCACUAUUCAAUACUUUACCACCACCUCAGAACCCUUUUGGUAAUAUUGCAACUAAUGUACCAUUGGGUGCAAGUUAUAUACUAAUAGGGACUACCGGAUCUAGUGUGUCUGGCGGUGGAUUUCAACCACAUCAAAUGUUGCCACAGAAUAACACCUUAGUUGUAAAAGAUCUCACUACAACUGGUGGUGGUGUUGUUGCUGCUGUUGGUGGUGGUGCUGUUGCUGCUGUUGGUGGUGCUGGAGCUGGUGCUGGUGGUAUUUCUGCUCUUGGUGGUGCUGGUGUUAGUGGCGCAGGUGCUAUUGCUGCUCUUGGUGGUGCUGGUGUUAGUGGCGCUGGUGGUAUUGCUGCUCUUGGUGGUGCUGGUGUUAGUGGCGCUGGUGGUAUUGCUGCUCUUGGUGGUGCUGGUGCUGCGGAUAAUUCUCAAAACUCAGGAGAAUCCAGUGGGAAGGGUAAGAAAAGGAUAAUUGAUGGUCCUCCGGAAGUGGUAAUAGAGAGAAGGCAACGCAGAAUGCUGAAGAAUCGAGAAUCAGCAGCACGUUCUCGAGCAAGAAGACAGGCAUAUACUGUAGAGCUUGAAGCAGAGCUGAGUGUGCUGAAAGAUGAGAACGAAAAGCUAAAAAAAGUUCUGGCUGAAGAUGAACGCAAGAGAAAGGAAGAGAUAUCUCAGAGGAAGCCCACAACAAUGGCUCAAAAGAGGACAGAGAAAAAGAGGGCAUUGAAGAGGCCUCUGAGCGCAUCCUGCUCUUGGCUGAGUUUUCAAGCUCCAACAAGGUGCUCUAGAAUUACAAGUUGGUUGUGGAAGGUUACUGCUGACACUGACAUUCAUCAUCCGAAAGCAGCCUAA
This is a messenger RNA of Sphenostylis stenocarpa, 1308 nucleotides long. The record is from the annotation of a GenBank genome assembly. NCBI's taxonomy places the organism in Eukaryota, Viridiplantae, Streptophyta, Magnoliopsida, Fabales, Fabaceae.